GCUGGGUGGGAAAAGGCUUGACAGAGGGGAGACCGGUAGACGUGUGUUUCAGCGUCUCUGUUUAUGAUUAAAUAAUAUUUUCUUUCGACGCUGUAUGUAUUUAUGCAAAUGAAAAGAGCGUGGGACCGUAUCCGUCCGGUCGGAAAACUGAUUAGCUAGCUUUUUACGUAUAACAAUUCCUCGUGUUUUGGUUUUCCAGUUGAUCAGACAUCUCGGUCUUAUUGAUUUCAUCUCGCCUAGCUGGCUGUCUAGACAUAUUUUCAGAUAAAGAAGAGCGAUCGACGUGGAUUAAUUGAACUAGCUACGAUGAGUACCUUGGAUUCUGUGGAUCGAGUUGAACUGUGCGAGAGCCUUUUGACAUGGAUCCAAACGUUCGGAUUGGAGGCACCAUGCAAAACAGUGGAAGAUCUCACAAGUGGGAUUGUCAUGGCCCAGGCUCUACAGAAAAUAGACAUUGUGUAUUUCACUGACAACUGGAUCAGUAGGAUCAAGCCUGAGGUGGGAGAUAACUGGCGGCUAAAGAUCAGUAAUCUAAAGAAGGUGUUGAAAGGUAUACUGGACUACAACCAGGAGGUCCUACAGCAGCAGAUCAAUGACUUCACCCUGCCAGACAUCAGCCUGAUAGGAGAACACUCAGACGCUGCAGAGCUGGGCAGGAUGCUGCAACUCAUACUAGGCUGCGCUGUCAACUGUGAGCAGAAACAAGAAUACAUCCAGACCAUAAUGAUGUUGGAGGAAUCUGUUCAACAUGUUGUCAUGACAGCCAUUCAAGAGCUGAUGAGCAAAGAGUGUCCAGUUAUAGGAGGAAACGAAUCGUACGCUGACAUCGAUGGACAGUUCUAUUUCCAGCUGAAGAAGACGGUGGAGGAUCUGAACGAGGCUCUAGCCACCAAGGAGGAGAUCGCACAGAGAUGUCACGAGCUGGACAUGCAGGUGGCAGCGUUACAGGAGGAGAGGGGUAGUCUCCUGGCUGAGAACCAGAUCCUCAUGGAGCGUCUCAACCAGUCUGACUCCAUAGAAGACCUGAACAGCCCUGUGGGACGCAGACACCUGCAGCUGCAGACACACCUAGAACAUCUCCAGGAGGAGACCUUCAGGCUGGAGGCAGCGAAGGAUGACUAUCGUAUCCGCUGUGAGGAGUUGGAGAAGGAGCUGACGGAGCUGAGAGGACAGAACGAAGAGCUCACCUCCCUGGCUGAUGAGGCCCAGUCACUGAAGGACGAGAUGGACGUACUCAGACACUCGUCAGACAAGGUGUCCAAGCUGGAGGGCACGGUGGAGGCCUAUAAGAAGAAGCUAGAGGACCUGGGAGACCUGAGGAGACAGGUCAAGCUCUUAGAGGAGAAGAACACUGUGUACAUGCAGAACACUGUCAGUCUGGAGGAAGAAGUACGCAAGGCCAACACCACCAGAGGACAGCUGGAGACCUACAAGAGACAGGUGGUAGAGCUGCAGAACAGGCUGUCUGAGGAGUCUAAAAAGACAGACAAGAUGGAGUUUGAAUACAAGAGACUCAAGGAGAAGGUGGACUCUCUCCAGAAAGAAAAAGAUCGGAUGAGGUCAGAGAGAGACUCUUUGAAGGAGACCAUUGAGGAGCUGCGUUGUGUUAAGGCUCAGAAGGAACAACUCUCUCCAGGCAUGGUUCCACUCGGCAGUAAUGAGGGCUCUGAUUCGCUGGCUGCAGAGAUCAUCACCCCGGAGAUCCGAGAGAGGCUGAUCAGACUGCAGCAUGAGAACAACAUGUUGAAGCUGGCCCAGGAGGGUUCUGACAAUGAGAAGAUCGCUCUGCUGCAGAGCUUACUGGAGGACGCCAACAGUAGGAAGAAUGAACUGGAGACGGAAAACAGACUGGCGAACCAGAGACUGAUUCAGGGUCAGAGUCAGGUGGAGGAUCUGCAGAGGAGUCUUCAGGAACAGGGCUCCAAAGCAGACGACGCGAUUUCAAUCAUUCUGAAGAAGAAAAAUGAUGCACACGUGGAGAAGUUGCGUGAAGUGAACAGCGAACUGCAGAAGAAGAGUGCGUACAUCGAUGACUUGGAGCCCAAGUACACCUCUAGCUCCCAGAAAGUAGAGGAACUGGAAGAGGCGUUAAAGAAGAAGGAUGAAGACAUGAAGCAGAUGGAGGAGAGAUAUAAGAAGUACCUGGAGAAGGCCAAGAGUGUUAUCCGGACCCUGGACCCUAAACAGAACCAGGGCUCAGCACCAGAGGUCCAGGCACUCAAGAACCAGCUGCAGGAGAAGGACAGGAUGCUGCACUCUCUGGAGAAAGACUAUGACAAGACCAAGGCCCAGCGAGACCAGGAGGAGAAACUCAUAGUGUCUGCCUGGUACAACAUGGGCAUGGCUCUCCAGAAGAAGGCAGCAGAGGACCGUCUGGCCAGUACGGGUUCAGGACAGUCCUUCCUGGCCCGCCAGAGACAGGCUACCAGCACACGCCGCUCCUACCCCGGACAUAUCCAGCCUACCACCGCCAGCGAUGUGAUUGCAUGACCGGUGCAGGGUUGGCAGGUGCAUGGCCGGACAGCCGUUCGUUUAUUUGCAUGACUUUAUAUUGAAUUGUGCUUGGCAGCUUGCAAAUAACCCUCAAGGCAUGGCUGGCCAGGCCCAGAUUAGGCCCAGGACGGGGCAAGCGUUCUCCACAGACUGACGGCACACCCCUCUGAGGCCACACUAAGCCCCCUAGCACACUCUAACACCCCUAUCCCCCACCUCCACUCACAUCAUGACACACUACCAGACAACAACAGCCUCUAGUGGGGGUAUGGGGUUGGGGAGCUGGGGCAGCCAGAAAGUCUCUCUCUCUCUAAAUGGUAGAGUAGUGGGAGAAGAGUCUCUCUCUCUAAAUGGUAGAGUAGUGGGAGAAGAGUCUCUCUCUACAUGGUUGUAUUAAAUCAGACCAGAUAACCUGUCUAAAGCUAGUAGCCUGAUCGAUAUGAAACCCUUUUCCCCAGAGCCUUUUUGAAAAAGAAAGCAGAGGGCUAACGUUGUAAGAUAGCCAUGUCCUGGGUCAUGUUCAUUAGGCACCAAAUGGAAGAAAAUGGACUGAAACAGGGAGUACUGUUUUCUUUUUGUGUGGCGCACAACGUUUUGAAAUGUAUUGCUACGAUGUGCCCUAAUGAGCACGACCCAGGCGUGGCACCAAUGGGCAGACAGGCAGCAAGUCAACAAGGAUGUUAUCAUGAGCACGUUAAAAGUGCUUUUACCUCACGUGUUUAGUGUAAAACCAGUGUGAGGAAGAGACGGCUCUUAGGGGCUCUAGUAGAUGUUUUCCCCUGAUGCUGUUGUCUUUUUAGUGGGGCGGCAGGUAGCUUAGUGGUUAAGAGCGUUGUGCCAGUAACCAAAAGGUCGCUGGUUCUAAUCCCCGA
This is a messenger RNA of Coregonus clupeaformis (lake whitefish), 3365 nucleotides long. RefSeq names its product hook microtubule-tethering protein 3 (gene hook3). The coding region runs from base 307 to 2490 and encodes 727 amino acids. The transcript has 22 exons. The record is from RefSeq and is a predicted model, not a curated record. Gene Ontology annotation, molecular function: dynein light intermediate chain binding; microtubule binding. Gene Ontology annotation, biological process: cytoplasmic microtubule organization; cytoskeleton-dependent intracellular transport. Gene Ontology annotation, cellular component: centrosome; cytoplasm. Lineage: Eukaryota; Metazoa; Chordata; Actinopteri; Salmoniformes; Salmonidae.